Messenger RNA from Mercenaria mercenaria, 750 nucleotides. RefSeq lists its product as uncharacterized. NCBI's taxonomy places the organism in Eukaryota, Metazoa, Mollusca, Bivalvia, Venerida, Veneridae. The transcript is spliced from 2 exons. The record is from RefSeq and is a predicted model, not a curated record. Bases 1 to 750 code for a protein of 249 amino acids.
AUGGCGUCGGGGUUAAGCCCGGUUACCGAAGUGAAAGAGAAGGAGAAGAGUAAAAUCGCUGAAGUGACAGCUCCCGCUGGAGCCUCAAUAGCAGAUAAACUUUCUGAGCCGAAAGACACAUCUACACCGGUAAAACUCACACUUCCGGUGAAUCCAGGUGAUGAAAAAAGUUCGCUUCUAAACAAGUUAGCAGAGUUGGAUAAGAAACAGAAACAGCUCCAAGAGAAGAAAGAACUAGAAACGUUACGGAAACAGGUCGAGGAACGAGAGGAGGCGGUGCGUGAAUUAGAGAAAUCCCUCACCGAACCGGUACGUAAAGGUAAAUCCAAAGAAUCAUCUUCAGGGGAAUCAGGCGGUGCCAAGCCGAAAAAACACAAAUCAAGAUUAGCAGCUAGUUUUCAGGAAGGACAAACACCAUCUACCUCAACAGAAUCAGGACAAUCAGGUACGAGUUUAUUAAAUAUUGAUACGUUGAGGCAGAUGCCCAACCUCAGAGAACAAGUCAGAAAAGAACUGAAAAAACUAGGGCUUGAGAUUGCAGAAUCUUCUAGCAGUAGCACUGACUCUAGCUCAGAUUCAGAUAGCGCAGAGGACGAAAUUGAUGACACAGUGGUAGAACAAGUGUUAAAACAAAGACCAGAGGAGCACCUCCAUAUGGGCCAACACAUGUCUUACACCAUCAAUCCUCUAGAAGCCAGCUUGACAACUUCCUCUUCAGAUAGAACUACACAUUCUAGCAAGUGUUUCUAA